CGCAUGCGUAUUUAUCUUCCUCUUUGAACGCCAUAUAAACUUCUCUUUAGAAGGUUUAAAUUCAAAAAUGUCGAAGUCAGUGCAAGUGUUCGGUCGUAAGAAAACUGCAACUGCAGUUGCAUAUUGCAAGGAAGGUAAUGGAAUGGUUAGAGUGAACGGUCAACCACUUCAUCUUGUCCAGCCAGAAACAUUAAAGUUUAAGCUCGAAGAACCAAUUCUGUUAUUGGGAAAAGAAAAAUUCGAAGGUGUUGAUAUCAGAGUCCGGGUUAAAGGUGGUGGUCAUGUUUCACAAGUCUAUGCUAUCAGACAAGCAAUUGCCAAGUCCUUGGUCGCAUAUUACCAGAAAUACGUGGAUGAGGCAUCAAAGAAGGAAAUCAAAGAUAUCCUAACGCAAUAUGAUCGUUCUCUCUUGGUUGCUGAUCCCAGACGUAGUGAGGCAAAGAAGUUUGGUGGUCCAGGGCCCAGAGCUCGCUACCAGAAAUCAUACCGUUAAUAUUAUCAUUACAGUAUGUAUUCUAGUGCAGUCAUGCCAUUAAAUGAUAUUAUUUGAA
Messenger RNA from Dendronephthya gigantea, 551 nucleotides. RefSeq names its product 40S ribosomal protein S16-like. The record is from RefSeq and is a predicted model, not a curated record. The coding region runs from base 68 to 493 and encodes 141 amino acids. Gene Ontology annotation, molecular function: structural constituent of ribosome; RNA binding. Gene Ontology annotation, biological process: maturation of SSU-rRNA from tricistronic rRNA transcript (SSU-rRNA, 5.8S rRNA, LSU-rRNA); translation. Gene Ontology annotation, cellular component: ribosome; cytosolic small ribosomal subunit. The transcript is spliced from 6 exons. Lineage: Eukaryota; Metazoa; Cnidaria; Anthozoa; Malacalcyonacea; Nephtheidae.